Molecule: messenger RNA, 1579 nt
Organism: Lasiosphaeria miniovina
Lineage: Eukaryota; Fungi; Ascomycota; Sordariomycetes; Sordariales; Lasiosphaeriaceae
Exons: 1
Coding region: 270-1547 (425 amino acids)
Molecular function (GO): monooxygenase activity; FAD binding
Source: RefSeq, a predicted model, not a curated record
CACAACCUCCAACAUGCAGAACGGCACGUCUACCAACAUUGCCUCGAUCCUGCGGGCUUACUUCACAGCACACGCACUCUAUCCCGCGGCUAGUACACCCACCUCGUCUUGUCUACGUAGGUAUAUAAGGAAGGCAUGGCUUCUUCUGGCAUCCAGCCACCGCUGUCCUGGGCAUCCGGCUCAUACAUACCGCAUAGCCAUCAUAUGCCAACGAGACUCCCGUCCUAAGACGUCAUUCCUGUCGCCGCUUCCCAGCAGGUAUACUCACCAUGGCCGAGUUUCCCAGGCUGCCCCAUUCGGGCAUCCGCGUCGUCAUUGUUGGCGCGGGCUUUGCCGGGCUUACGGCUGCCAUUGAGUGUGACCGGAAAGGGCAUGAGGUCAUCUUGUUCGAAAAGUCCCCGGAGCUCGCUCCGCUCGGCGAUAUUAUCAGCUUCGGCCAGAACUCGUCCCGCUUCUUCUCCAAAUGGCCGGGCGUGUGGGAGGCCCUCGAACCCAUCAUCCAUAAGAGCGAGGAGGUCAAAUUCUACGACUGGCUGGGCAGGUAUGCCACAACUCAGUCGUUUGCCAAAGAACACCGCGAGUGGGGGCCUAGGGUCAACGGUCACCGGGGUGAGAUCCACCAAAUCCUCUACCGCCAUGCGCUGGCCAGGGGGGUUGACGUCCGGCUCGGGCACAAUAUUGUCAACUACUUUGAGACAGAGGAUGCGGCCGGUGUCGAGACGGCUGAUGGCCAGCGGUUCACGGCCGACGUGGUGCUCGCCGCCGAGGGGGUGCGCUCCCGUGGCAGGAAGCUCGUCCUUGGAUUCGAGGAUAAGCCGCAACCCUCGGGGUACGCCGUGUUUCGCACGUGGUACCCCUCCGACAAGCUGUUGGAGAGCGACAAGACACGGCACCUGGUGGCCAACGGCGAUUCGCAUGUCGCUUGGAUUGGGCAGGACGUGCACUUUCUGGCCGCCGCCAUCAAGGACGGCCGCGAGAUGAGCUGGGUGUGUACGCACAAGGACGAGGGCGACAUCGAGGAGAACUGGCAGUUCCCCGCCAAACUCGAAGACGUGCUGCGUGUCGUCGACGGCUGGGACCCAGUGGUGCUGGAACUAGUGAGAGCUACACCGCCCGACCGGCUGUUCGACUACAAGCUCGUCUUCCGCGACCCCCUCCCAACCUUCAUCUCACCCAAGGCACGCACCGCGCUGAUCGGCGACGCCGCCCACCCGUUCCUCCCCACGUCGAUCCAGGGCGCCUCCCAGGCUAUGGAGGACGGCGUGGUCAUGGCUGCCUGUCUCGACCGAGCCGGCAAAGGCAAGGUUCAGGAGGCUGUCCGGGUCUGGGAACACAUUCGCUACGAGCGAGUGCACAAAAUCCAGGCCACGGGCAUCUCGACGCGCGAGCAGUGGCACAAAGCCGACUGGGACGCCAUAUGGCGUGACACGGACUCGCUGCAUCUGAAGCGGGAGGCCUGGGUCCUUGACUUUGACUCGGAGGCAGACACGUAUGCAUCGUAUGAUGGUAUCCGAGAUCAGCUGUUCUCAGGCGAGACAGCGAGCUGAUAUUGCAGCUUCAUCUCCCAAAUAUUGUGGCC